This is a messenger RNA of Ctenopharyngodon idella (grass carp), 4555 nucleotides long. RefSeq names its product protein tyrosine kinase 2ab (gene ptk2ab). Gene Ontology annotation, cellular component: focal adhesion; cytoskeleton. The coding region runs from base 609 to 3950 and encodes 1113 amino acids. The record is from RefSeq and is a predicted model, not a curated record. NCBI's taxonomy places the organism in Eukaryota, Metazoa, Chordata, Actinopteri, Cypriniformes, Xenocyprididae. Gene Ontology annotation, molecular function: ATP binding; protein tyrosine kinase activity. Gene Ontology annotation, biological process: protein phosphorylation; signal complex assembly. The transcript has 36 exons.
CAGCGAGAGAGAGCAAGAGGGAGGAUUCCGGCUUCAGAUCCACUACAGACCCCACGGAGCCUGGACGGACCCACAAACAGCGUUAACACGGGAUACUAACCAAAGCUAAACAUUACAGGGUGUUUAUCAAGAGGGCGCGUUUUUGGAGACAUUCGAUGAAAAGAAUACGAUAUUUCAAGGAUAUCAUAUUAUGCAGCCUCGCCUGCUGCUUCCAUUCUCUGGAAUACUCUGGACAGCUGUGGGAUUUCCCUGUCACUUCUGGAUCUUUUUCCUCUGCUCUUAUUAGUGGAUUUCUAAAAAGCAUUUCUAAGGGAAACAAGGCCAGCACACCUUGCGUUUGUAUCUACCUUCCGUCCUCGUUCCCAUAACCGCAUGCUCUUGUGGAUCACUUGAUGUUUUCGCACUUCUGGAAUAGAGCAUCAGGCAGCUGACCAAUCACCUUCCUGCGACCUCACACCACGCAUCACCCCAAGCCUUUGAGGGCCAUCCCUGCUGGCCUGGUCAAAGUGCGUUGCGGUGGGCCGGGGUCACCCCCAGCUCCCUAUGACUGUGUCAGGGAGUCGGAGAGCCGCUGGGCCUGGGAGAGAGACCAGAGAGGAGGCCAGCGGAUGGAGAGCAGUGGCUGCAAUCCCUUCCCUCUGUGCUGGACACGAGGAGCCUGCGUCUACUCCUACCCUCCCCCUCUGCCAAAAUAUGACAGACAGUUAGCACCCACCAAAGCCAUGGCAGCGGCUUACCUGGACCCCAGCCUGACCCAUGCCCUGAACCAGGGGGUCAAGCCUCGCUUCAGCGCAGGGAUGGAGCGGACGGCAGGGGCUCUGGAGCGGGUGCUCAGAGUCUUCCACUACUUCGAGAGCAGUAGUGAACCCUGCACCUGGUGCAGCAACAUCCGACACGGGGACUCAACCGACGUCAGGGGCAUUAUACAGAAGAUCGUGGACAUCCACAAGGUGAGGUGUGUGUCCUGCUUUGGUCUGCGCCUUUGCCAGCUGAGAACAGGUGAAGUUCAUUGGCUUCACCCCGACAUGGGCGUGUCUCAUGUGAGGGAACGGUACGAACACAGCCAUCCUCAGGACGACUGGAGAUAUGAGCUACGGAUUCGAUACUUGCCUAAAGGAUUUUUAAACCAGUUUACUGAGGACCAGCCAACUCUUAACUACUUUUAUCAUCAGGUGAAAAAUGAUUAUAUGAUGGAGAUUGCCGAUCAAGUCGAUCAAGACAUAGCACUUAAACUAGGCUGCCUUGAAAUCAGGAGGUUUUUCAGGGACAUGCGUGGUAACGCCCUGGAUAAGAAAUCAAAUUAUGAAUUAUUAGAGAAGGACGUUGGUCUGCGGAGAUUCUUUCCGAAGAGUUUAUUAGAUUCAGUAAAGGCUAAAUCCCUGCGGAAACUGAUCCAGCAGACGUUUAAACAGUUCGCCAAUCUGAACGAUGAGCAGUGUAUCCUCAAGUUCUUUGAGAUCCUGUCGCCUAUAUACAGAUUUGAUAAGGAGUGUUUUAAAUGUGCUCUCGGGUCGAGCUGGGUGAUAGCAGUAGAGUUGGCCAUCGGACCUGAGGAGGGCAUUAGUUACUUGACAGACAAAGGUUCAAAUCCAACACACCUCGCCAACUUCACGCAAGUGCAAAGUAUCCAGUUCGAGGAGCGAGAGAGGAAGGGAAUUCUGCAGUUAGAUGUGGCUGGAGCACCUGAGCCUCUGACGGUAACAACUACAGCACUGAACACAGCAGAGAACAUGGCAGAUCUCAUUGACGGUUACUGUAGACUUGUUAACGGAACUUCCUCAUCAUUUAUCGUCCGUGUGCAGAAAGAAGGAGAGAGAGCUCUUCCAUCUAUCCCAAAGGCUCCAAAAUCAGCAAACCAUGAAAAACGGUUGCAAGGAGUCCGGGCCAAAGCUAUCUCCGUUUCAGAUGAUAUUGGGGAUGAAACAGACGACUACGCUGAGAUCAUAGACGAAGAGGACACAUACACCAUGCCUUCCAAAUAUUAUGGACUAGAUGAAGCCAGAGACUAUGAGAUCCAAAGAGACAGAAUUGAGCUGGGACGCUGUAUAGGAGAGGGCCAGUUUGGAGACGUCCAUCAAGGGAUCUACUUGUGUCCGGAGAACCCAGCUCUUUCUGUGGCGAUAAAGACGUGUAAGAACUGCACCUCGGACAGCGUUCGAGAGAAGUUCCUCCAGGAGGCCUUGACCAUGCGACAGUUCGAUCACCCGCAUAUUGUUAAGCUGAUUGGCGUCAUUACAGAAAACCCAGUUUGGAUCAUCAUGGAGCUGUGCACACUGGGAGAGUUGCGUUCCUUUCUUCAGAUUAGGAAGUACAGUCUGGAUUUAGCAUCACUCAUCCUGUAUUCUUACCAGCUCAGCACAGCCCUUGCGUAUCUAGAGAGCAAACGCUUUGUACACAGGGACAUUGCAGCACGGAACGUUCUUGUGUCUUCGGUGGACUGUGUGAAGCUGGGAGACUUCGGGUUGUCUAGAUACAUGGAGGACAGCUCUUAUUAUAAAGCCUCUAAAGGAAAACUACCUAUCAAAUGGAUGGCGCCAGAGUCAAUAAACUUCAGACGUUUUACCUCAGCCAGCGACGUGUGGAUGUUUGGUGUGUGUAUGUGGGAGAUACUGAUGUACGGAGUGAAGCCGUUUCAAGGCGUGAAGAAUAACGACGUGAUUGGUCGGAUAGAGAACGGCGAGCGUCUCGCUAUGCCGCCCAACUGCCCACCGACCCUCUACAGCCUGAUGACCAAGUGCUGGGCGUACGAUCCCAGCAAACGGCCACGAUUCACUGAGCUCAAAGGCCAACUAAGUACAAUCCUCGCAGAGGAGAAGGCUCAGCAAGAGGAGCGCAGCCGUAUGGAGAUGAGGAGACAAGUUCCCGUAUCCUGGGACUCAGGAGGCUCGGACGAGGCACCACCCAAACUGUGGUCAGUCGACUCUCUCUAUGAACGGGUUUAUAAGCCAAGUCGACCUGGUUAUCCAAGUCCCCGUUCCAGUGAAGGAUUCUACCCUAGUCCUCAGCACAUUGGCCAGCACAAUCAUUACCAGAUGGCAGGGCACUCUGGCAUACACGGCUUGCUUCCCGUGCCUGGCGGGAUGUACCCUCCCCAGGCCGCAGGGACUGGACUUGAUCACCACGACAGCUGGAACCAUCGCAGAACUACUCAGGAUCACAUGUGGAACCCCACCAUGGAGGAUGGUGUGGCUCUGCGCGGUGGUCUUUCUCAGCUGAUGGAGGAGCAGUUAUUACUGCAGCAGCAGCAGAUGGAGGAUGAUCAGCGCUGGUUGGAACAGGAGGAGAGACUACUGAAGCCUGAUGGGAGAAGUUCCAGAGGCAGCAUUGACCGUGAUGAUGGAAGCCUUCAGGGACCAACUGGAAACCAGCACAUCUAUCAACCUAUAGGGAAAGCCGAGCACGCAGCUCCUCCUAAAAAGCCUCCGCGGCCGGGUGCUCCCAGCCACCCAGCAGGAGUCUCCGGCCUCAACCCUACAGAGAGCUACAAUGAAGGCGUGAAGAUUCAGCCUCAGGAGAUCAACCCACCCCCAACAGCUAACUUAGAUCGGUCCAACGAUAAGGUCUAUGAAAAUGUGACCGGGUUGGUGAAGGCCGUGAUUGAGAUGUCCAGUAAAAUCCAGCCAGCUCCCCCUGAAGAAUAUGUGCCCAUGGUGAAGGAAGUAGGAUUAGCACUGAGAACACUGCUGGCCACUGUGGAUGAGACAAUACCCUUAUUACCAGCUCACACGCACAGAGAGAUCGAAAUGGCUCAGAAGCUUCUAAAUUCAGACCUGGCUGAGCUGAUAAAUAAGAUGAAGUUGGCCCAGCAGUACGUUAUGACCAGCCUGCAGCAGGACUACAAGAAACAGAUGCUAACAGCUGCGCAUGCACUCGCCGUAGAUGCCAAGAACCUGCUUGAUGUGAUUGACCAGGCCAGGCUGAAGAUGUUGGGACAGGCACGGCCCCAUUAGCCCCAGCAAAAGGACACGAUGACGCACGUGACGCCCCGGGAAACACACCAGCACAGACUUGUACAGUAAUGGAGUCUCACGGGCCCCUUUCACUACUCACUGACCCUCACGUUAAGCUGCACGGUAGAUCACGGGUACCUUGAGGGGGUCUCUGGAUUUAUUUAACAGAUGAGCUGGACCGGAUCGGACUCAUCAUGACCAGAUCUCUUCGAGAACAUAGUGGGCCGGUGACUGGAUGCUAAGAGGGUGAUUCUGAAUCUGGGGGCCGCUUUAAGCUUUAAACGUCUCUGGAGGAAGAGAGACACUCUUACACUGUAUCUAAUAUGUCUGUGUUUCAUUGACAAGCCCGAGCUCCACAGCCAGACCACACAAAUCUAGAUUCCGCUCCAGUUCUGGUUGUUGAAUCAUAGAAAUUGAGCUGUUUCUAAGACUCUGUUUUGCACAGUAGAACUUGAGUUGGGACUGGAUUCGCAAAAUCUGGGUUUGAUUAGUCUGGUUUUGCAUUGCAGACUCUUACGCUUCUCCCUAGGACUGAGAGGGAGAGUGUUGUAUAUUUGGGCCUUGUGCCACCUAGAGGUAAAAUAAAGUAUGACUGAAUUAAAAAA